AUGAGCAAGAAACCUUCAGGUGCUGAAUUUAGAAAACGAAAGGCAGACAAAGAUAGAGAAAAGCAAAAGCAAACUGGUUCUUUUUUAAAGUAUUUGGAAGAAGAACAAAAGCCGAUUUCUUUGUAUAAUGAAACCAGCAACGCGGAGACAGAUGAUAUUUAUAUUGAAAGUGAACAGCUUGAACUUACUAAAAGAUCGAAUAUUACAAAAAUCGGAAAUCAGGAGACUGAAAUGAUAGUAAUAAAUAAAACACCGAAAAGUCAUAACGACUGUCAAGAAAGAAUUGCUACACAACAAAAUAAAAAUGAAUUAAAUUCCUUUAGUUUAAACGAUAUAAGCUCGUGGCCAAUAUCUUUAAACGAUGCAGUAAUUACAGAAUUAGUUGCAAAAGGCUCAAUUCAAAAUAAGGAAGGACCUUUUGCUCCAGCGAUAAGAAAUGGUACAGAAACUAAAGGUCAAAUAAGAACUAUGUCUAGUGCGUGGUUUUAUCGACAACUUGAUAAUGGUGAAAAAAUGCUUAGAACAUGGAUGGUACACUCUAUAGUUGAUGAAUCUUUAUACUGCUUUUGCUGUCGGCUAUUUGCUUCCAAAGAUUCAAAACACGUAAAAAGCGUUUUUGCAAAAGAUGGCUUUCGACAAUAG
Messenger RNA from Pseudomyrmex gracilis, 642 nucleotides. Its product is annotated as zinc finger MYM-type protein 5-like. Lineage: Eukaryota; Metazoa; Arthropoda; Insecta; Hymenoptera; Formicidae. The record is from RefSeq and is a predicted model, not a curated record. The transcript has a single exon. Bases 1 to 642 code for a protein of 213 amino acids.